This is a messenger RNA of Neoarthrinium moseri, 501 nucleotides long. RefSeq lists its product as uncharacterized. The coding region runs from base 1 to 501 and encodes 166 amino acids. Gene Ontology annotation, molecular function: toxin activity. The record is from RefSeq and is a predicted model, not a curated record. The transcript has a single exon. NCBI's taxonomy places the organism in Eukaryota, Fungi, Ascomycota, Sordariomycetes, Amphisphaeriales, Apiosporaceae.
AUGCACAGCUCUUCUUUCUUCGUCUUCUUCAGUCUUAUUGCAUCGCUGGUGAGCGGUAUUGUAGCCACCACUCUCUACCGAGGCGAUUCACGCAGUCCCGGGACUAUCAAAAAUGCAGGAGGCUUUAAGGCCAAGGGCUUCGAUAGACCAGAAGGCACGUUGUUCCAGCAUGUGGAAACACUAUUGAAGCAUCCUUCUAGGGACCCAUUCAUCUCUACCACGAUUGACCUCGAGUUCGCCAAGGCCCAUACGGGAAACGGAUACCUUUACACGCUCGACUCUACUAAAAUCACAGAAAAGAUCUAUGACGUUGCAAAAGAGUACGAAAAAGUAGGCGAAACGUAUGGGCAUGCCAAAGAGAAGGAAUUUGCCGUUGAGCAUUUGACCCCUGGGGCCGCCGUUACUACGGUCCAGAAGAAGAGCGACGGGAAAUGGAAGACCCUCAAGAUGCCGACCAAGCGAAUGCCUGAAUUUCCCGUCGAGGAUGUAUUUGUGGAAUGA